This is a messenger RNA of Austrofundulus limnaeus, 2308 nucleotides long. Its product is annotated as amphoterin-induced protein 2. Gene Ontology annotation, molecular function: protein binding. The record is from RefSeq and is a predicted model, not a curated record. The coding region runs from base 224 to 1555 and encodes 443 amino acids. Gene Ontology annotation, biological process: brain development. The transcript has 2 exons. NCBI's taxonomy places the organism in Eukaryota, Metazoa, Chordata, Actinopteri, Cyprinodontiformes, Rivulidae. Gene Ontology annotation, cellular component: membrane.
UUCUUAUUUUACCCUUCUUUCAUUUUUUGGAGAGGAGAAUGGGAUUAACUGAGUGAGCUUUAAAGGUUCGCUUCCCUGGAAGAGUUAUGAACUUUUUACCCUUCGCUUUCAUUUGGACUUUACGAGUCUGUGGAGGAAAUCAGUUUGAGCUAAUUCGCUUCAACUCACCUGGCGGCGACUAAGGAAACAUCUUCCCAAGGGCAGACCUUGAGAGGAUUAGAGAAUGAAGGAUCAAACAUCCAGAACCAUGACCCUUCUUGCACCACACCUGGGACUUUUGCUCCUGCUGCUCCGUUCCCUCCACGGCUCGGAGCAGACCUGCCCACAUAUGUGCCUCUGUUUAUCCGACACAAUAAGCUGCAGCUCCAGGGGUCUGGCUAAGCCGCCACACUCCCUGCCUUCCCUCCUUAUCAGCCUUGACCUCAACCAAAACAAUCUCUCCUUGUUGGGUCCCAGCAGCUUUAACGAGAUGCCUAGGCUGGAAAACCUCUGGAUAGCCCAUAAUCUGAUCCGCACUUUGGAACACGGCACAUUCCGCACCGUCUCUGGGCUCAGGCUACUCGACCUCUCCUCCAACCGRCUCUGCGUGGUGCAGCAGCACACCUUCCAGGGGCUGCGGCAGCUACAGGAGCUCCGUCUCUUCAACAAUCAGAUCGCGCAGGUGGAGGCUGGCGCGCUCAGCGGCCUGAGCAGCCUGGAGAGGGUCUACUUCAGCCUCAACCGGCUCACGCACUUCCCAUUCUUCGCCAUCCAAGAUGGCAGCCACCCGCUCUUGGCCCUGCUCGACCUCUCGUCCAACCGCCUGGCGCAUCUCCGGCGGGAGGACGUGGAAGCCUUGCCGCCCGGCCUGGUGCAGCGGGGGCUGUUUCUCCACAACAACUCUCUGUUCUGCGACUGCUCCGUGUACGGCCUGUUCUGGCGCUGGAACCGGAGGAAUUACAGCUCGGUGAGGGACUUUCUAGACGAGUACACCUGCAACGUCGACGGGGAUCCGAGAGUGUCCGUCCGUUUCCUCCGUCACAACCAUUCCUUCCUUAGCUGCUCCGUAGACGAGGCGGUCAUGCAGCCUGCGAUGGCGCUCCGCUUUGCCAUGGUUGUUUUCGAAGGAGACAGAGUGCUUCUAGACUGCCAAACAUCUCUGGGCGGCACAAACCUCUCAUUUACGUGGCUCUCCCCGAACAAGGGACUCAUCACUCAGACCGGCAUAAACGACACACUCAUUAGCGUCUUCACUAAUGGCACCUUAGAGGUGCGAGCAGCCACAGUCAGUGACUCAGGUCUGUACCUGUGUACUGCUGUGGAUGCUGGGAAAGCGCUGAAUGCAACCYGGGCGGUGAACGUGACCGUGCGGUCGCAUGCAGCACAGCCUUUCCACACGGGUUACACAACACUGCUGGCCUGCGUCGUGACGUUACUGCUCGUCCUCGUGUACCUCUUCCUGACUCCGUGUCGCUGCAGCUUCAGCAGCUGGCCCACAGCAGCCUGCACUCAUGGCAUCAUCUCRUCUGUUUUCUUACCCUCUGGAAGGGAUCAACUGAAAACUGAAGCAUUUUAACAGAUAGGGUGUUCAUAGAGUCUGGGAUUAUGAAUGGAUACCUGAAAGCUGAUGACGAACAAAUUUGUUUUUUUUUUCUUUUUAAAGCACCUUUUGUAUGAACAAAAACAGCUUUCUAAAAAAGUGGUGAGAUGUUAUCAAGUGUUAAUGCUGCAAAGAAAAAAAUAUAAAAGGAGGCUCCUGCUUCUUUUUGAACUACCUGCCACAGCUAAAAGACACUCAGAACAAAAAAAAAGAAAAAGCAAUCUUUUGUUCCAAUUCUUUUCUUUUCUGACUCAUGACCAGGUAGUCGAUUUAAAACCUUCAACUGUGCUUUAUUCCCCUCACUGUAGARCUAUUAUCAGUCCGAGAAAUCAGCUAAUAACUUCUUUUUUGUAACCCAGUCACAGGCCUAGGAGGUACGUUUCUUGAGGGAUUAGAAUGAAUGGGGUUCACUUCACACAUAAUGUGGAUUAAAGCGAAAACGCGAAUGACUCCGGUUGAAGUGAAGCUCGGGGAGGAAAAUUUAUAACCGCUGUAGAACCGAUGUGACAGAGAUGCAUCAGCUGCAGUUAAAGUGUGCAGGCAGCAUCUGUUGUGACACUCCAUCCUGAAAAACCGCCUCAUUUGGCUGAUAAAGGAUUCAGUUUUACAAUAACAUCUACUUUUGUAAAUCGGGGCGUCUGUUUUAUUAUUAUUAUUAUUAUCCAAAUGUUUCAGUAUGGAUGCUAUAGCUUUCAGCGAGUAUUAAAAAUAAAAUCUUAUCUAUCAGAA